AAUGAAGUACUACCUAGAGACGUUGCCUCUGAGAUAGCCACAGGCUUCAUUAAGGACGUGGUAGACUAUUGCGCGAUCCUCAACAACGAGGAGGAGAAGCUAAAUGAGACUGAAUUGCAAUCUGCCUAUCAUCAAGCCAAGGAUAUGCUUGAAGUGUUGAGCUACUUGGGUGUGGAGGACAAAGUCGAAGAAGAAGUUAUCGAAGUAAGUAAUCCGAGGUUUGAUAUACUUUUCUAG
Molecule: messenger RNA, 237 nt
Organism: Protopolystoma xenopodis
Lineage: Eukaryota; Metazoa; Platyhelminthes; Monogenea; Polystomatidea; Polystomatidae
Source: the annotation of a GenBank genome assembly